AUCAAAACGUCGCGUAAAUGAUGACGUGGUGCUAAGUAAGGCUCGUUUUUGCCACGUCGGUUUCUGCGCUGUGUGAACUCAACUGGUGCACUGCAGAUGCUUCUAACUUAACUUUAAAACUCAGUAUUUGCCAUUUUCAGAGUACAGGGAACGAUAUUGCAAGCGGUUUUGUUUACACAAGCUUCCAGUCUGAUCCAAGAUAUCAUCCAAUGGAUACAAAUGUUCUUCCCAACUUAAUUUGUUGGUAAUUCACUGAUGUCUUUUAGUCUACACCACCAGCUCCUGGCGUUAAUUGUCACGUGGUUGCUCUGUGUUGAGCAAAGUUGUGGAAACGUGACUGGGAACUGCUGGGCUUGUAGUUACCGUGGAUACCGGCCAUGCCCGGAGGGCGCAGGGGUCCGAGCAGACAGCAGCUGAGCCGGUCAGCGCUGCCCUCUUUGCAGACAUUGGUUGGUGGAGGCCUCAUCAACGGCACAGGGCUGCGCAACAGGAGCACCAACUCCGUGGGACUGUCAGCGCCUCCGUUGACAGCCCUGAUCACACCGGAACCAGUUCGUCAUUCGCGUAUUCCAGAUCUCCCCUUGGACAACAGUUUACUGUUUGAGUUCUUGCUCUUUCUCUACCUGUUGGUUGCUUUGUUUGUGCAGUACAUCAACAUCUACAGAACUGUGUGGUGGUAUCCUUACAGCCAACCUGCUGCCUCUACCUCGCUGAACUUCCACUUAAUGGAUUACCAUCUGGCAGUAUUCAUCACUGUUAUGCUAGCCAGGCGACUUGUGUGGACCAUCAUCUUAGAGGCUUCUCAGACCAGCCCCUGCUCCCUGGUCCGGUACGUGUUGGUUAUAGCCGCGCGUCUCAGUCUGUUGACGCUCUGUGGCUGGGUGCUGUGCUGGACACUGGUGAACCUGUUCAAGAACCACUCGGUGCUCAACCUGCUUUUCCUAGGCUAUCCGUUUGGGGUCUACGUACCAUUGUGCUGCUUCCACCAAGAAAGCCGCGGAGGUGGCGUGGCCUCUCCGACCGACUGUGGCCUCUCCGAACGGGACGGUGUGGAGGGUGGUGCGCUGAUCAGGCCUAGAGAGUUUAUGAGCCUCCUGCGGGAGAACCUGCGGGAGCAGUUCAGUAGCCCGGCCCCCGUACCCACACACACCUGCCCACACUCCCCCGAGCUUAUUCGCACCGAGGUAGAGGAGCUCAAGACCAACUUCAACCGUCGCAUCAAGGAGGUGCUCUUCAACUCGCUCUUCAGUGCCUACUAUGUGGCCUUUCUGCCCCUGUGCUUUGUGAAAAGUACCCAGUACUAUGACAUGCGCUGGUCGUGUGAACACCUCAUCAUGGUUUGGAUCAAUGCCUUCGUGAUGCUGAUGAGUCAGCUGUUUCCGCCUAGUUACUGCGACCUGUUGCAUCGGUCGGCCGCACACCUGGGACGAUGGCAGCGACUCGAGCAUGGCUCCUACAGCAACGCUCCUCAACACCUUUGGUCAGAGAACACCAUUUGGCCACAGGGGGUGCUGGUGCGCCACAGUCGCUGUGUGUAUAAAGCAGUGGGACCCUACAAUGUAGCAUUGCCCUCGGAUGUGUCCCAUGCCAGGUUCUAUUUUCUCUUUCACAAGCCGCUGCGGAUUCUCAACCUGCUGAUUGGGAUUGAGUCCAGUGUGAUCGUGUACCAGCUGUAUUCUCUGUUGCGCUCAGAACGAUGGAACCACACGCUAUCUCUCGGCCUCAUUCUCUUCUGCAACUAUUACGUCCUCUUUAAGUUGCUUCGGGACCGCAUCGUGCUGGGCAAGGCCUACUCCUACCCACUCGGCAGUAACAGCCUGAGCCUGAAAUCCCAGUGAUGACCUGAAUGGCCGAUACCUCAGACUAACUGCCCUCCUUCCAUAACCAUCCUUUGGGAUGUCGGGACAUACGAUGGAGUCGAGGAAAUAGAGUAAUGUGUGUGUGGAGGAGGAGCUUCCAGGGAGAAGACUGUGAACUUGUGUGUUUUGAUACGGUUCUAUUUUCGUAAAAUGUUUAUAUCUAUUUAAAAUUAUAUAUAUUUUAUUUUGUAUACUGUUACUAGAUGGGGCAUUAUGACAUGUUGCUAUGAUACUACCCCUUUCACUUUCCUACUGUUGUACAUGGAAGUGUCACAGGGGUUUAGGGAGGGAUUUCAGUCCCGUAUGGUGAACAUCAACCACUUGCCACCAAAGUUUCUCACAGGCCAUCUGCUAAUUAGCAUGUCUUUGGCUCAACUGACCAAUCACGGGAAAGUUGAUGUAUUUUUAAGGUUUUCGAUUGAACAGCCAAUCAUCCAGUGCCAUCUCCUUUAUUUAUGAAUGCUGUACAUAUAUUUCAUGUGCUGCUGUUUAUUACAAGCUUUUGUACAGUCCCCCCAAAAAAAAGAUCAUGCCUUUCUUGCAGAAUCCGUUGCUUUCAUCGUUUUGUUAUAACAUUUUGUUAUAUCUGUUUGUUCUCAUCUCAAGGAAACUUUGUGCCAAAUCCCAGGUUUGGCUGUUGAAUUUGCGAUCUGGAGUAUUUGACAGAGGAAGCCAUUGUUCCCAGUGCCAAUAAACAUGUCAACUGCC
This is a messenger RNA of Alosa alosa (allis shad), 2567 nucleotides long. RefSeq names its product transmembrane protein 39A (gene tmem39a). The coding region runs from base 378 to 1838 and encodes 486 amino acids. The transcript is spliced from 9 exons. The record is from RefSeq and is a predicted model, not a curated record. Gene Ontology annotation, biological process: negative regulation of autophagosome assembly; negative regulation of autophagosome maturation. Gene Ontology annotation, cellular component: endoplasmic reticulum membrane. Lineage: Eukaryota; Metazoa; Chordata; Actinopteri; Clupeiformes; Clupeidae.